CGCACCUUCCGUUCCGCCGUGGUACUGCCACUCGUCUUCCGAUAACAUGGCGCAUGCUUACUGCCCUUGUCACAUGUGGACGUCUGGCGUCACGAUAGCGUCUACUCCGACACUGCGGACCGUCGUAUGACGAGUCGGACGUGCGCGUCGGUUCCUGAUGGUCCGUCUCUCGUGCGGCGACGCCUCUUCGUCGCUUUCACUCCUUUCUAUGUUUACUUGUAUACUGCACCUUGUAUACUUGUGCUUUGUGUACCCAGUGUCCUGCUGGUGACAUCUCAUUUGCGUAUCGUCGGGCUGUUCGUUCACGGCAGUGUCUCUGCAUCCUCCGUCGCCACGCGUCAAUCUUCGUUCUUGACGCGGCACAUCCGCAUGUGGUUAUAUAUUCUCGAGGCCCCUCCCUUCGGUGUCCUUUGCUCAUUUGCCGAUCGUUGUCGACGUCGCGCAGUCUUCUCUUUUCUGCCCCUGCCAGUCAGACCUGAAGCAUCCGUAGAUUCGGGCAUAACGCAGCAUCUUCGUCUGUGUCCCGCCCUCUUUCUUUCCCUUCGUCUCGUCUGCAUCUCUGCACGAUGUCAUGUCGUAUUAACAUUGUUUGCCCUCGCAGGCGGACAUCCACGCUCAUCCACGCACCCCCUCCGCUUCCUGACGCUCUCAGCUAGACCCUCCCGCUCGCGCUCUCCUCUCGGAUGGACACUCGGACCCUGGAUAUGCUAUCAUAGCCCCCUCGUAACGCUCUCUCGACGUCUCCGCCUGCGUACUACACAAGACACACUAUGUGGACUUUCUGCUCUGUACAUAGCGAGGCUCGUAGGGUGAGUUUCGCGUUCGUACUGUAUGUUGUAUGUUUGUUCCUGAUCCGGUUCUUGGAGUAGGAGUUUGAUGCUGUUGUUGUCCUGUACACCCCGCACAUUCAUUUGCUGAUCUCGUUCACUCAUUCCUUUUCUGAUCGCUACUUAUACAACUGGCUUUCUGAGGCAUAGAGCCGUAUUCACACGCGCACCGCGAGGGCGCGGUAUGCGAUGAAAUUUCGAUGAAACUUGAAAGGUGGUGAACAAAGCUGCGCGCGCCGCGCGUCAGCUGUGAACGCGUCGACGUCGGGGAACAGGUCACGCCACAAACGCGUCUCUGCCUCAACCCUUUGCCGCUCAUCUACACAAUAUUGUAGGACUGUCGUACACCGCUACUAGUAUGCUGCCUCGAGACUACGUGGCAAUACAACUACUAAUUAUGUUCGUACUUACGCGCCUCAAACGUGCAAGGUUGACACCAUCUGCUAAUUGUGGUUUUGCGUAA
This is a messenger RNA of Fomitopsis serialis, 1290 nucleotides long. RefSeq lists its product as uncharacterized. The record is from RefSeq and is a predicted model, not a curated record. The coding region runs from base 127 to 813 and encodes 228 amino acids. The transcript has a single exon. Lineage: Eukaryota; Fungi; Basidiomycota; Agaricomycetes; Polyporales; Fomitopsidaceae.